Periophthalmus magnuspinnatus is the source of this 6265-nucleotide messenger RNA. It is a transcript of the gene iqgap3, whose product is annotated as IQ motif containing GTPase activating protein 3. Gene Ontology annotation, biological process: regulation of GTPase activity; regulation of actin cytoskeleton organization. Gene Ontology annotation, molecular function: GTPase activator activity; actin filament binding; calmodulin binding. Gene Ontology annotation, cellular component: cytoplasm. The coding region runs from base 141 to 5051 and encodes 1636 amino acids. NCBI's taxonomy places the organism in Eukaryota, Metazoa, Chordata, Actinopteri, Gobiiformes, Gobiidae. The transcript is spliced from 37 exons. The record is from RefSeq and is a predicted model, not a curated record.
GAAGCAGCAGCGGCGCGAGGAGCCGAGGAACAACACUCCAUAACAGUCCGCUGGAUUUUUACUGGAAAUACCGUUUUAUCUCAUAGUUUAACGAUUUAUCGCCGGGGAAAUCUGGAGGAAAAACACCGAUCGGGGGCAAAAUGGCGGAUUGUAAUGGUCAAAGCCGAGGAGGAGGCUUUGAGCGUCUGACCGCAGAAGAGAUGGAUCAGCGCAGGAUAGAGGGUGUGGCUUAUCAGUACCUCUGUCACCUGGAGGAGGCUAAACGGUGGAUGGAGGCAUGUCUGGGGGAGGAGCUACCCCCUCCCACAGAGCUGGAGGAGUCUCUGAGGAACGGGGUGCUGCUGGCCAAACUGGGACACCGCUUCUGCCCCGACACAGUUCCUUUAAAGAAGGUGUACGAUGCAGACCAGGCCAGAUAUCAGGGGAUGGGGCUGCAGUUCCGUCACACUGACAACAUAAACCACUGGAGGGCGGCCAUGACGGCAUUGGGCCUCCCCUCGAUCUUUUAUCCAGAAACGACUGAUGUGUAUGAUAAGAAGAACAUGCCCCGCGUGGUCUACUGCCUCCACGCUCUCAGCUUCUAUCUGUACAGGCUGGGACUAGCACCUCAGAUCCACGACCUGUACGGGAAAGUCGACUUCACAGAGGAGGAGCUCAAUAAUGUGAAACUGGAGCUGGACAAAUAUGGGAUCCAGAUGCCAGCGUUCAAUAAGAUUGGUGGAAUUCUGGCCAAUGAACUCUCAGUGGACCAGGCAGCAGUGCAUGCAGCGGUUAUAGCCAUAAAUGAGGCGGUGGACCGGGGCCAAGUGGAGGGGACGGCUAAGGCUUUAAAGAAUCCCAAUGCUAUGAUUGAAUACUUGCAUGAAGCACUGGUCAGUGUGUAUCAGGAGCUACUGCAACAGAGCAAGAGGCAGAAGGCCCUGAAUGCAAAGAAUCGGGGUAGAGCUGAGGAGAAGGACAUCUAUGAGGAGUACCUGACUCAAAAAGAAAUCCAGCAGAACAUCAACAUGGUGAACCUGCAUUGGGCUGUGGAGCAGGUGGACCAGGCCUUGGACUCCUCUGAUGAGCUGGCUCUCCUCUCAGCUCUCAGUGUGCCCUGUUUGUCCCUGCGAGGCCUCCAUCCAGAGUUGGCCCUGUGCUACUUGGAGCAGCUCAACGCAGACCGACAGCACAAAGCUCUGGAGCAGGGCUGUGUGGACCCUCUGGAUCCUGAGGAGCUGCAGGAGGGCAUCUCCACAGCCAACAGAGAUGCUCAAAAGAAAAACAGCAUGGAAGGGGCCUUGUUGAAGCUGAACCAGUGUCUGCAGGGCUCAGACCCCAGACUCACCCUGAGCUCCCUGAUGAGCCCAGUGCUGGACCUGCCCCCUGUGCUGCCCUCUGCUGCCAGGCUGUACCACUCUGAGCUCCAGCAGAUACAGAGGCAGAGCCCGCAGGGUGCGCUGCAGCAAGAGGAGCUGUUUGUUGCAGUGGAGAUGCUGACCUCUGUUGCUGUCAUUAAUGAGGCGCUGGAGGCGGGGCUUAUGCAAAAGUUCAACUCCUCAUUGGUCAGUUCUUCGGCAGGUCUCAGUGAUGUAGAGCCUGAGUUGCUGCACAGAUAUUUCGAAGCUCUGACCUUGUUCAAAAAGCAGUCCAACGGAGCCAUGCUUAACUGGAACCAGCUCCAGAAUGAGAUCAACUCUGUUAACAGUGAGGUCCAGGAGCAGCACCAGCAGCUCCUGUGCGUGUCUCUCGUAAACGACGCAGUGAUGGAGAGGGACGUCCACAAACUGGUGUCUGCCUUGAAGCAGCCCUCUCUGAGUCUCAGCGCCGUGGUCCCCAGCAAUGCCAGCCGCUACCUGGUCCUUAUGAGGAGGGCCCAGCAGCAGCGUGCACAGGUGACUCGUGACCCAGAAGCAGUGCUGUGGCUGACAGACAUCCAAGAGACAGUGAUAAGAGCCAAUCAGGACACUCAGAAAGCGCUGAAGAUGUGCUUGGCGCUGGCAGCAGUAAACCAGGCGGUGCGAGAACAGCGUCCCUCUCAGACCUUCAGAGUCCUGUCUCUGCCUGAGCUGGGCCUGUCCAGUCUGGUGCCUCACUGUGCAGAGCAGUACCAGGAGCAACUCAGCACACUCCUGAAGGAGAGGGCUCGCACAGCUGCUAACUCCAGUCCAUGGAUUCGGACAGCGCUGGAUGACGACUCCGGCUUUUACUUCCACUUGAACAAACUGGAGGGCAGCUGGGACAAACCGCAGAACUUCAGGCCUAGCUCCCAGUUCCUCAGUCGCAGUGACAUCCAGUGUGUGGUGAGCAGUGCCUCGGCUCAACACACCCGCGGCCUACAGUGGAGGAGCAGGGAGGGGCUGGUGGUGCGCCUGCAGGCCGCGGCCAGAGGUUUCCUCCUGAGGACACAGCUGAAGAACAGACACACCUACUUUAUGGACAACAUCUCUGCUGUGGUCACUAUACAGUCCAACUGGAGAAGGUUCUUGGCUCAGAGAGCAUAUCGCCGGCGGCUGCAGUACCUCUACAUAAACUGGAGAGCUGUUGUGAAGAUUCAGUCCAUGGUCCGGAUGUGGCUGGUGAGGAGGAGGUACAGGGAGAGACUGCGGUUCUUCAGGCGAAAUGUGAAAGCAGUGUUGAAGAUCCAGGCCUUCUUCAGAGCCAACAAGGCCCGAGAGGAGUACAGACUGCUGGUGCACUCGGCCACACCCCCUCUGCGCGUCAUCAGGAAGUUUGCUCACCUGUUGGAGCUGUCCAAUGCUGACAUCACAGAGGAAGCGGAGCUUCUUCAAGUUAGACAGGAAGUUGUGAGGACCAUCCGCUUCAAUAAACAGCUAGAGGCCGACCUGGACCUCAUGGACCUGAAGAUAGGGCUUCUGGUCCGCAACCGGGCCACUGUUCAGGAGGUGGCAUCUCACUGUAAGAAGCUGACCAAGAAGAACAAGGAGCUGCUGUCGGACAUGAUGGACCUCGAGAAGAGCAAAGGUCUGAAGGCUCUGAGCCGCGAGCGCCGUGAGAGGCUAGAGGCGUACCAGCACCUCUUCUACCUCCUACAGACGCAGCCCCGGUACCUGGCUCAGCUGGUGUUCCUCAUGCCUCAGAGCAGGUCCACAGGCUUCAUGGAGAUGUUGGUGUUCAGUCUGUUUAACUAUGGCUCUGAUCGGCGUGAGGCCUUUCUUCUGCUGCAGCUCUUCACACAGGCGCUCCGAUAUGAGAUCAGGCUGAAGGUGGACCAUCCACAGGACGUGGUGACAGGAAACCCCACAGUCAUAAAGAUGUUGGUGAACUUCUAUCGUCACGCCCGUGGACACAACGCUCUGAGAGAGACUCUGGGCCCGGCCCUGAAGGAACUGCUCCUGGAGCAGAACGUCAGCAUCAGAACCGACCCUCUGGAGGUCUACAAGGCCUGGGUCAACCAGACUGAGACGCAGACUGGAACCAAGAGUGCUCUUCCAUAUGAUGUGACUCCAGAGGAGGCGCUGUCUCACCCUGAGGUACAGCGAAGAAUUGAUGUUGCCAUGGUCAAUCUGAAGAACCUGACUGACCGAGUGCUCAAAGCCAUCACCUCCAACCUGCACAUGCUGCCUUAUGGGCUGCGCUACACGGCUAAAGUCCUGCGAGACGCUCUGAGGGACAAGUUUCCUGGAGCCUCUGAGGAUGACAUCUAUAAGCUGGUGGGGAAUCUGGUGUACUACCGCUACAUGAACCCGGCUGUGGUGGCUCCUGAUGGCUUUGACGUUCUAGACCGCUCUGUUGGGUCCACCCUCUCCUCUGAGCAGCGCCACCUGUUGGCCGCUAUCGCUCGCAUGCUCCAGCAUGCUGCUGCCAACAAGUGUUUCCAUGGAGAUGGGUACCAUGUACGCAUGCUCAACCAGUACAUCACCAACAUCCACCAGAAGUUCAGGAGGUUCCUGGCAGCUGUGUGUGAUGUUCCUGAGCCAGAGGACAGGUUCAGUGUGGAUGAAUAUUCUGAGCUGUUGAAUGUGAAUAAACCAGUCAUCUACAUCUCCCUGAGCGAGCUCAUCAACACUCAUCAGCUUCUGGCGGAGCACCAGUCUGUCUUGUGCCCUGACCCAGCUGACCCUCUCCGAGCUCUGCUCCGAGACCUGGGCUCUGUGCCUACCCUACAGGAGCUGAGUGGAACUGCAGAGGAGUGUUCAUCUGAUGGAGACCAUACUCAGGCUCAUGUGGGGAAGACAGAGGUGUCUCUCACUUUGACCAACAGGUUUGACAUCUUCAGUGAGGAGCAAGAGCAACCGGACGCCAGAGGGGUGCUGCUCAGUACAAAGCAAAUGAUCAUUGAUGUGAUCCGAAUUCAGCCUGGAGACUCUCUGGCCCAGAUUCUUCGCUCGUCCGCCUCCCAGGAGCAGGCUGCACAUUACAACUGGCUGGUGCAGAGCCGUGCACGGCAAGACGCUCGCACCCCCGACAAACUCAAGAGGAACGAGUCUCUGAUGGCCAACAGCAACCUGAGCCUGGAGCAGAAGAAGAGGAAGAUCCUCCGGAACCUACGCCUGCUGGAGACACAGGGGGUGCUGCAGGCUUCCACUACAGAGAGGGCUAUUCUCACUAUGAUCGCUAAGGACAUCCGGCAACAGAGGCUCCACAGACAGAGGAGAGGAGCAGAGCUGAUGAAGCUCAGACACACCCUGAGCAGCCUGCAGGCCAAGAGCAGCUUCCACAGUGAGCAGAUGGACUUCUACAGACACUACAUCACUUCCUGUCUGGACAAACUGGCCGCUACCAAAGCCCCAGACAGCAAGAGCAAGAAGAAAGGCCUGAGCUACAGUGCCACCAGGCUACAGCAGAAAGGAGUGCUGCUGGAGAUAGAAGACCUGCCCCAGACACAAUUUAAGAACGUGCUGUUUGAGAUCGUCCCUGGAGCAGAGAAGGGCACCUUCAGUGUCAAAGCUCGCUUCCUGGGAGUUCAGAUGGAGGAGUUCACCGUCACGUACCAGGAACUGCUCCAGCUGCAGUAUGACGGAGUGGCCGUGAUGAAGAUGUUCGACAAAGCCAAAGUCAACGUCAACCUCCUCAUCUUCCUUCUCAACAAGAAGUUCUACAACAAGUGAACUUCCUCGCUCUGCACUGCACUUUAAUAUCACAGCAUUACUCAAAAGCUUUUACUACUUUAAUUAUACCUUUAUUUUAGGCACUCCCAUAUCACACCGUGCCGUCAUCAUGGGGAAAUAUUACAUGUGAUAUCUGUUUUUAUCUGUGUGUCUACUCUGAACUGUGUAAAAAUACAAAGUCAAAGUCAGAUAAGUAAAAGAGUGUAAUGGCUUUAGGUUAUGAUUAAAGGAGCACAAUAGAAUUUUUCUGGUUAAAAUUUAUAUCAUUGCCUGAGUUGGAUCCUUACCCGACUUGGCACAGUUUUUCAAACUGAGCAUGCCCAGACACUUUGGCUCAAGCGCUGAAGUUGCUACAGUAACUUUACUUGGGAUAAAUCUCAUUUUUGACAUUCGUUUGAUCAGAUUUAUCUUUGAAUAUAAACUGUUUUACUGAUAAAUACUGAUCCAGCCUGAACAUUUGGUAUUUAAACUGUUCAUAAAGAUUAUAAAACAAACCAGCAGAACUAAGCCUGACUGCCUGAUUUGAAUGGCUAACUUUGAUCUUUUUUUUCCUAUUUCUAAGAAUAAACUUUAAUACAUCAAAUUGAAUACAUAUAUACAUUUAAGCUGAGCAGUACGUAUGGGUACAGCAAACACUGAAUAAACACAUUUAAGAGUUACGUUACAAGGGUGCCAAGUGGGGCAAUGACAGUUUACAACACCUGCUUAUUACCAUGGACAUACUGUUCUAUAUAUGCAGUAUGUUUUUGUCUGAAAUGUUCCACUGUAUGGCAUAUCUUAUCUAUUUCCAUGGAGGAAGUGGAGAGCAAAUUACAGGGCAGGUCUGUGGAGAACUGACCCGGCUUAAUACAUGUUUUUCAAGUCUUUUUCCUGCAAUAAAACGCUAGUUAAGUAAAUGCAACAUAGAUUAAUUCCAGACAAUACUAUACAUCUCUAUGGAGACAAGCAGAUGGCAUAGUACUCCUUUAAAUGCUGACCAAAAUAGCCAAAACAUGGAUGUCAGAAUUGACUGAACUGCAGUAGACUCUAGAGAGUAUUAUAAUGUUAUUGUGUGUGUUUUUUUUGUGUGUUGUUUUGUUGUUUCAAACCCCUCUCAGCUUUCCCUCAGGAUAAGCUGUGAGUACUAUCAUUAUAUACUUUGAAUGUUUUUAUGACCUAAGACACUCCAGUCUGUCUCCUCCCAUGUGCUCUGCCAUGUACUGUAUCUAUUCACC